Boeremia exigua is the source of this 2202-nucleotide messenger RNA. Its product is annotated as PP-loop family-domain-containing protein. NCBI's taxonomy places the organism in Eukaryota, Fungi, Ascomycota, Dothideomycetes, Pleosporales, Didymellaceae. The transcript has 3 exons. Gene Ontology annotation, biological process: tRNA processing. Gene Ontology annotation, molecular function: ATP binding; ligase activity, forming carbon-nitrogen bonds. Bases 1 to 2202 code for a protein of 733 amino acids. The record is from RefSeq and is a predicted model, not a curated record.
AUGUGGAGAAGCAAUGUCAGCAGGGUGAGGAACUGUCCCUCUACCGCAGUAUGGCGCAAUACCAGGCGGUACAGCUCGCAGAGCAAAUCCGUCACGAUAGAAGAAUUUGAGAAUGCUUUGAAGGGGAUCAGUAGCACUGAGGGCGUCGCAAGGUGGCGCGUUGGCAAGGGGGUCACUCCGACUAUGGGCCUCGCUAUCAGUGGAGGGGUGGAUUCUAUGGCACUUGCCUCGUUGUUUGCUAGAAGCGCAGCCUUGUCCGAGUCCAAGUAUCCCCGGCGCGCUCAUGCAUUUAUUGUGGAUCACAAAGUCCGCUCAGAGAGCGCCGAAGAAGCAGAGUGGGUUGCUGAACAGUGCCGCACCAAGUUUGGCAUGCAGGCCUCUGUUCUGCCUCUCACUUGGCCUGCCACAUUCGACCCACUCGAUCAUAAGCGAUUCGAAACGGACGCACGUACUUUACGAUAUCAGGCACUUGGUCUGGCCUGUCGCCAGGCAGGCAUUCGAGAACUGCUCGUCGCACACCAUGCCGACGACCAGGCUGAGACGGUAUUGAUGCGCCUCGCAAAUAACCGCCUGCGGUCGGGCCUACAAGCCAUGCAACCUGUCGAAUGGAUUCCGGAGUGCUAUGGCAUACAUGGUGUGUCACACAGCGGAGUUGUAAGAGAGUUCAAUCAUCACGCGGCUUCUCAAUUCGAGAGCGGUGGCGUGCGUGUCCUUCGACCUCUGCUCGGCUUCGACAAGUCGCGACUCAUCGCUACAUGCGAACAAAAUGAUGUGGCUUGGGCUGAAGACAAGACGAACCACAUUCAGACAUAUACAACGCGAAAUGCGGUUCGCCAUAUCCUAAAGAGCUAUCACAUGCCCGCUGCUUUGAGUAUCAAGUCGCUGGUGAAAUUGUCUAACGACAUGCAAGAACGUGUCAGUUCGCACAAGGCUCAAGCGCAUCGACUGUUGGAACGCUCUCCAAAACGACUCAACAUACAAGUGGGCUCGCUGUAUAUUCAAUUCCCUCGCUUACGGGAGCUUCUGGACACUCCAACGAUCAACAAACCGGUCGAAAAAUGGACUCACUCUGAAUGGAAUAAUGCCAGAAAUACUGCUACAUGUCUCCUUGUACAAGCUGGUCAACUGGUUUCACCGCGCGAGGUUACCCCGCCAGGCGAGAUUGCAUCCACACUCGCAGACAUCUGGCCCGAAUUUGGCGAGACUGAAGAGAACGAUUCUCCGCAGGGUCGGUUGGCUGGAAUCAAGACUAGCCACUGUGUCCAUGGCAUAUGGUGGCGUAAAUGCGACAGCCCAUCAAUCUGCACAUCACCUACUUCGCAGCAGUCCGAGUGGCUUCUUACACGUCAACCUCUGGAAAGCCACAGGUCCAACGGCACCUCAGCAAGCAUUCGUUAUCCGCCAUCGCACGAGAUCCCACUUACUCAGGAUCCUCUAGAUUUCUCGGCAAGCAAGGGCGAACGUGGCUUCCAACUCUUCGACGGACGCUGGUGGAUAAGCGUCCAGAAUUUCUCCAUCGACACUCUGGUUCUACGGCAUUUCACUAAGGCAGACCUUGACCACAUGGCCCCCUUGAAAAAUGCUAAGCGAGGUGGGCCGGAGCAGAUCACUGCCAUUGCCCUCUCUCUGCUCAAACCCGCAGACAUCCGGUUUACACUGCCGGCAUUGUUCCAGCACGACACAGCUACCAAAGUGGAAACUCUUAUCGGGUUCCCAACACUGGACGUCAGCAUGGGGAAACUAGGGAGCCCUGAGGGUAUCUGUUCAUGGCGCGUGCGUUACAAGACGCUCGACAGCGACAUCCGAGCAGGCCUUGCCAUCGAUUGCAAAAGCGACCGUGAAUUCGAUCCAGGCGUAACGCAUGCUGUGAUUGAGGACCACCUAGCUAGGUCCAACAAGGUGUCGAAAAAGAAGCUGGGGCCAGGUAAGGGAAAACCGCGUCGCAACUCCGACAAUGCAAUCUCACCCCAGCCAAGGCAGAGUCGCAAGACCCAGCCACUCAACCUUAGGGACCAAUCAGGCAGAGCAGAUCAGUCCACGUCUAAACAAAUCUCUUCUUUCUCUGAAAGGGAGACAGCGCGCAGGCAGAGAGCUGUCCCCCUCAUCCCGACUGCAGAGUCCGAACGAUGCGGUCGGUCGGAGAAGAAGAAAGGUGGUGGAUACAACAUCAAGUGGGAGGACUUUAACAAUCGAUUCAGUUAG